Messenger RNA from Impatiens glandulifera, 1194 nucleotides. RefSeq names its product 14-3-3-like protein GF14 iota. The record is from RefSeq and is a predicted model, not a curated record. Bases 113 to 901 code for a protein of 262 amino acids. Gene Ontology annotation, cellular component: cytoplasm. NCBI's taxonomy places the organism in Eukaryota, Viridiplantae, Streptophyta, Magnoliopsida, Ericales, Balsaminaceae. The transcript is spliced from 7 exons. Gene Ontology annotation, biological process: signal transduction.
GAAAUAUUUGACUCCAUAAAUACUCCCCAUUUCUCGCGCUCUGUAAAAAACCUGCCUUAAUCUCUUCUCUCCCUUUCCACCACCACCACCGGCGCCGGAAAACCUACCGACAAUGUCGUCUGAGAAGGAGAGAGACACUCACGUUUACCUAGCCAAGCUCGCUGAACAGGCCGAACGCUAUGAAGAAAUGAUAGAGAGUAUGAAGACACUUGCAAAACUGGGAAAUGAAUUGAAUGUGGAGGAGAGGAAUCUACUCUCUGUAGGGUACAAGAAUGUCAUAGGAGCUCGUAGAGCAUCCUGGCGUAUAAUGUCAUCGAUUGAGCAGAAGGAAGAAGCAAAGGGAAAUGAAAACAAUGUUAAACUCAUAAAGGGUUAUCGCCAGAAGGUAGAGGAUGAACUGGCCAAUAUCUGCAAUGAUAUUCUGUCAAUCAUUGAUAAGCAUCUGAUUCCCUCUUCUGGCUCAGGAGAAGCUACUGUCUUCUUUUACAAGAUGAAGGGAGACUAUUAUCGUUAUCUUGCUGAAUUCAAGACUGAUGAUGACAGGAAGGAAGCAUCUGAACAAUCACUCAAGGGCUAUGAGGCUGCUGCUGCAGCUGCAAGUACUGAUCUUCCUUCUACACACCCAAUCCGCUUAGGGCUUGCUCUCAACUUCUCUGUAUUCUACUAUGAAAUCAUGAAUUCUCCCGAUAAAGCUUGUCAAUUGGCUAAACAAGCUUUCGAUGAAGCGAUCGCUGAGUUGGACUCAUUGAGUGAGGAGUCAUAUAAAGACAGCACCUUAAUUAUGCAACUCUUAAGAGACAAUCUCACACUCUGGACCUCCGAUUUGCCUGAGGAUGCAGCAGCAGGUGAGGAGGGCAUAAAAGAUGAAGAGCCUAAGGUUGCAGAAGCUAAGCCUGAGUAAUACGAUGAAUUCCCAAUGGAGAUUGACUGUGUCGCGAUUUAAAUGCUCGAGAUAAUCAAUCAGUUUCCUUAAUUUUGGAGGGGAAAAAAGAAGUAAUAUGUCUUAAUUGUUGUUGCUAUUAUUAGAGUCAUGAUAUGUCUUAGUUAUUCUAAAUUUGAAUAUUAUAUAUAAGGGGAGGUUUUAUUGUCUAUGUUAUAUUUCAAUUAGAAGUUUAAGAUUGUUGUUAUUGAAUGAUUGAUGUUUAAAAUUGGAUGGUUAUAUAUUAUAUAGGGUGGGAAAAUUCCAUGUUAUUA